Rotaria sp. Silwood1 is the source of this 1200-nucleotide messenger RNA. The record is from the annotation of a GenBank genome assembly. Lineage: Eukaryota; Metazoa; Rotifera; Eurotatoria; Philodinida; Philodinidae.
AUGGGACAAACGCCAUGUGUAACUUAUUCUACGACGAGUGUAGUUACUCUGUCAAGUAUGCCUAGUGAGUUUUAUGUUGCCUGCCGCAAUGGGGACGUCAAAAAAGUAGAACAAAUAUUACCUCAACUAAAUAUAGCUCAUAUCAAUUGUCUUGAAUCAAAUGGAAGUAGUCCGUUACAUGCUGCAUCUUUUUAUGGUCAUAAAACUAUUGUACAAAUGCUUCUUGCAAAUGGUGCAAAACCAUGGUUAAUAAAUAAAUAUAAAAUGACACCAUAUGAAGAAGCUGCAAAUGAUGAAAUUCGUUCAUUGUUCCGACGUCCAUUGGACUCCGAUAUAAAUCGAUUUUCAGAAGAUGACACUAAUAAUAAAUGUUUAGAAUUAAUUUCGAAAAGGAAAAUAGACGAAAAUGGUAAUCAGAUACCAAACGGUUGGAUUAAUGGUUAUAAAAACAUUGGUAAAUAUUCUCGCUGUAAAGAUAUCAAACUUAUUAUUCGUGCACAAAUUAUUAAAUAUUAUCUUGCAAGUUUACAACAAUCAAAUGAUUGUGCUCGUGAAUUACAACAAAUAUUAAAACAUAAUGUUCCAUCUGAUCAUCGUGAUUAUAAAAAUGCAUGUUUUCUUUUUGAUGAAUAUUGUUCUCGAAAUCAAAUAGAAUAUCUCAUUCGUUUAUAUACACUUGAAACAAAUUUUUAUCGUGCUCUACAUUCAAAUGUUGAAAUAUUUACUGUUGAAAUCUAUUCACAAUUAGAAACUCUCAAAAAUCGAUUUUUUCAAGGUCAAUCUUAUCGUGGUCUAUCAAUGACAACUAAAGAUAUUGAUGAAUAUAAGUGGGCUAUUCAUAAUCAAGGAACAUUAAUUGAAAUUAAAACAUUAACAUCAACAUCAGUUAAUUCCAAAGUUGCCUAUAAAUUUGCAUGUGGUCAAAAAAUGAAUAAUACUGAUUGUCAUAGAGUAUUCUGUGAAUUUCAUUUUGAUCGUCGAUGCAGUACAGCUAUUGAUCUUCGACGUAAUUCUGAUAAAAAUUUACUUUGUUUAUCUGCUUAUGAAAAUGAAGCUGAAGUACUUGUUCUACCAGGUACACUAUUCGAAGUACGUGCUGUUCGUCAAAAAAAAGAUACAAAUCGAUAUACAAUUAUUUUACAUAAUAUAUAUGUACCACUACAUAUCAUAUUGGAUGCAUUUAAAGAAGUACAAACAUGA